UAGCCCAGUUCUCCUUCCUCAACACGUGCUGCUGCUCAGAGCAGGCCCCCAGCACCAUGACGGUUUCAUACACCCUCAAAGUGGCGGAGGCUCGCUUCGGAGGCUUCUCUGGCUUGCUUCUCCGUUGGAGGGGAAGCAUCUACAAGCUCCUCUACAAAGAGUUCCUCCUCUUCAUCGCCCUGUAUGCUCUGCUCAGCAUCACUUACCGGUUGCUGCUGACCCAGGAGCAGAGGCAUGUAUAUGCUCAGGUGGCCCGAUACUGUAAUCGUUCAGCAGAUCUCAUCCCCUUAUCCUUUGUACUGGGUUUCUACGUGACCCUGGUGGUGAACCGCUGGUGGGCCCAGUAUACAAGCAUCCCGCUGCCAGACCAGCUGAUGUGCGUCAUCUCGGCCAGCGUGCACGGCGUAGACCAGCAUGGCCGCCUGCUGCGCCGUACCCUCAUCCGCUAUGCCAACCUGGCGUCUGUGCUGGUGCUGCGCUCAGUCAGCACCCGCGUGCUCAAGCGUUUCCCCACUAUGGAGCACGUGGUGGAUGCAGGUUUCAUGUCCCAGGAAGAGAGGAAAAAGUUUGAGAGCCUGAAAUCCGACUUUAACAAGUACUGGAUCCCAUGUGUCUGGUUUACUAACCUGGCGGCCCAGGCCCGGAGGGAUGGGAGAAUCCGUGAUGACAUUGCUCUCUGCCUGCUCCUCGAAGAGCUGAACAAGUACCGGGCCAAGUGCAGCAUGCUAUUCCACUAUGACUGGAUCAGCAUACCUCUCGUCUACACCCAAGUGGUGACCAUAGCCGUAUACUCCUACUUUGCCCUCUCCCUGGUCGGCCGCCAGUUUGUGGAGCCAGAGGCAGGGCCUGGCAAACCUCGGGAGCCAUUAGAGCCAGGCCAGGAGCCAGCGUCUACUCUGGGGGACCUGGACAUGUAUGUGCCUCUCACCACUCUGCUGCAGUUCUUCUUCUAUGCUGGCUGGCUCAAGGUGGCCGAACAGAUUAUCAACCCCUUUGGGGAGGAUGAUGAUGACUUUGAGACUAACCAGCUCAUAGACCGCAACUUACAGGUAUCCCUGCUCUCCGUAGACGACAUGUACCAGAACCUGCCUCCCGCCGAGAAGGACCUGUACUGGGACGAAGACUCAGCGCAGCCGCCUUACACGGUGGCCACGGCAGCAGAGGCUCUGCGGCCUUCCUUCCUGGGCUCCACCUUCAACCUUCGCGUGAGCGACGACCCCGAGCAGAACGUGCAGGUGGACACGUCCCCAGGGUCCGCUAGGCCGCUCCCGGCCGCGCAGACCCCGUUGCUCGGCCACUUGUUUGCCGCAGGAGCACCCUCGCCCGCGAUCAGCCUCCGGACCUUUGGCCGCGUACGCGGAGCUCCCCGGACCCCUCAUCUACUGCGCUUGCGAGCGGAGGAGGGCGGCGACCCCGAGGCCGCGGACCGCAUUGAGGAGGCGUCGGUGGGGUCAGGGGACGAGGCCGGGGAGCCCUGAGAAAAGGCUGCCAGGGCCGGGCCCUCUUGCC
This is a messenger RNA of Acinonyx jubatus (cheetah), 1509 nucleotides long. RefSeq names its product bestrophin 4 (gene BEST4). The transcript is spliced from 10 exons. Gene Ontology annotation, molecular function: chloride channel activity. NCBI's taxonomy places the organism in Eukaryota, Metazoa, Chordata, Mammalia, Carnivora, Felidae. The record is from RefSeq and is a predicted model, not a curated record. The coding region runs from base 57 to 1478 and encodes 473 amino acids.